Molecule: messenger RNA, 1288 nt
Organism: Onychostoma macrolepis
Lineage: Eukaryota; Metazoa; Chordata; Actinopteri; Cypriniformes; Cyprinidae
Gene: rab35b
Product: RAB35, member RAS oncogene family b
Exons: 6
Coding region: 251-856 (201 amino acids)
Biological process (GO): endocytic recycling
Cellular component (GO): plasma membrane; endosome membrane
Molecular function (GO): GTPase activity; GTP binding
Source: RefSeq, a predicted model, not a curated record
GUCGGCGCGCUCUGAUUGGUUCUCCGCCGUUCUGUGCAGCAGGAGGAAGCGCCGUUUCCGGUAAUGAGCGAGUGACUGGCUGCUGACACCGCCAAACCCCGACGACAAACCCGCUGCUUUCGGCAUCUACCGGGGGAAAUUGUCCGCUCUUAUCCGAGCGGGACGUCAGACGGGUUCCAGCCAAGCGUUCGGCUGGAGAGAGGCGUGAAGCUGCAGCGAAGGCGCGGGGUUUGAGCCUCCCACCACCGGCAUGGCCCGCGACUACGAUCACCUCUUCAAACUGCUGAUCAUCGGUGACAGCGGUGUUGGAAAGAGCAGUCUUCUCCUGCGCUUCGCAGACAACACUUUUUCAGGUAGUUACAUCACCACUAUAGGAGUCGACUUCAAGAUCCGGACGGUGGAGAUUAAUGGAGAGAAGGUGAAAUUGCAGAUAUGGGACACGGCUGGACAAGAGCGAUUCCGAACCAUCACAUCUACGUAUUACAGAGGAACCCAUGGGGUCAUAGUAGUGUAUGAUGUCACCAGUGCCGAGUCCUUUGUCAAUGUCAAACGAUGGCUGCAUGAAAUAAACCAGAACUGCGAUGACGUCUGUCGAAUAUUAGUGGGCAAUAAAAAUGAUGAUCCAAACUCUAAGGUUGUGGAGACGAAUGAUGCACAGAAGUUUGCUGAGCAGAUGGGCAUCAGUCUGUUUGAGACGAGUGCAAAAGAGAACAUUAAUGUGGAGGAGAUGUUUAACUGCAUCACAGAGCUGGUGCUCCGGGCAAAGAAAGAGUCUGUGGCCAAACAGCAGCAACAGCAGCAGAACGAUGUGAUUAAACUCAGCAAGAAUAGCAAACGAAAGAAAAAAUGCUGCUAGUGGACGAACAGACGUUCCUCUGCACGGUGGCCUGCACACGCAGACGGACUGUGAUCGCCUCAGUUAAGAUUUCACAAAAACACAGUGCGGACAAAUGCAGUCCUUUCUGGACCGAGACAAACCACAAAGACUUUUUAAAAGAAAAUGUACAGAUUUUAUGAGAGUCGAGGAGUUUUAUGUGGAAUUCGUGAUAUUUAAUAAAAGAUCCUCCUUCUUUAUUGAAGGACCAGCAAGCUGACGUAAUCGCCAAACCGUGCAAGUUUCUGUAUGCUUUCAGAAUUACUCUUCAGUGAUUAUAUGUCUCUAUUAUCCACCAUCUCAGGAGUGAUUUUUAUUUUCUUCUUUAUUUUGCUUCUCUUUCUCGCUUUUUUUGUGGAAUGCCAGUGUUUUUUUUCUGCUAGAACAAUUUGGGCCUUUCCCAAAAAAAAAUCU